Messenger RNA from Gasterosteus aculeatus aculeatus (three-spined stickleback), 3064 nucleotides. Lineage: Eukaryota; Metazoa; Chordata; Actinopteri; Perciformes; Gasterosteidae. The record is from RefSeq and is a predicted model, not a curated record.
CACGUGACCCAACCCGGAAGUGCAACAGAGAUCCAACGUUCAGCUGAAAAAAGUUGAGCGUCUCGAAGUAUGAGUAAUAUUUUGUUAAAAAUAAAAAGCUGCGUGGCAGAGAAACAGAAGACGGCUCUUACUCAGAGUGACUUGGUUAAAUGUGGAUUAAAUGGGAUCCAGCUGAGACCUUACCAGCUGGAUGGGGUCCAGUGGUUGACCCAGUGUCUGAAGAACCAGCAGGGAUGCAUUCUAGGAGACGAGAUGGGUUUGGGUAAAACAUGUCAGACGAUCUCUCUGCUGGUGUUCGUGUCCGGAGCUCCUGGGAGGAAAGGUCCGUUCCUGGUGCUGAGCCCCCUCUCCGUCAUGGAGAACUGGAGGAAAGAGCUGGAAAGCUUCGCGCCGUCUCUGACUGUGUUGUGCUACAAAGGAGACAAAGAGAGACGGGCUGAGCUUCACAGGGAAACACAAACUCAAGACUUUGAUGUCCUGCUCACCACCUACGAGCUGUGUCUCAAAGAUGCUUCAUUCUUGAGACGGUGGAGCUGGAAGGUGCUCGUUGUAGAUGAAGCCCAGAGGCUGAAGAAUCCGAAUUCGUUGUUGCACAAGACCUUGACUCAGUUCUCAGCGGGUUUCAGAGUCCUGCUCACGGGGACCCCCAUCCAGAACAACCUGCAGGAGCUCUACUCGCUGCUGAGCUUCGUUCAGCCCAACAUCUUCACGGCCGAGGAGGCGGACAACUUCACGCGCUCUUACGCCGACGUUCAGACUCGACCUGCUUUAGCCGCUGAGCUGCAGGGCCUCCUGGAGCCCUUCCUGCUCCGCCGGGUCAAGUCGGAAGUGGCGGUCGAUCUGCCGAGGAAGACGGAGCUGCUGAUGUACCACGGCAUGUCCGCCCUGCAGAAGAAAUACUACAAGGCCAUUCUGAUGAAGGAUCUGGAGGCCUUUGGAGACGACCACGGCAACGGCAACCGGCUGCUGAACAUCCUGAUGAACCUGAGGAAGUGUGUGGACCACCCGUACCUGUUCAACGGGGUGGAGCCGGAGCCGUUCGAGAUGGGGGAACAUCUGGUGGAGGCCAGCGGGAAACUCUCUCUCCUGGACGGCAUGUUGACGCACCUCCACAAAGGGGGCCAUCGCAUCCUGCUGUUCUCUCAGAUGACGCGGAUGCUGGACAUUCUGCAGGACUACAUGGAGUUCAGAGGCUACAGCUACGAGCGUCUGGACGGGUCCGUCCGAGGGGAAGAAAGAAAUCUAGCGGUGAAGAACUUCAGCAGCAACGAUAUCUUUGUGUUUCUACUCAGCACCAAAGCAGGGGGGGUGGGCCUCAACCUCACAGCUGCUGACACCGUUAUUUUCAUGGACAGCGACUUCAACCCUCAGAAUGACCUGCAGGCCGCCGCGCGCUGCCACCGGAUUGGCCAGAACAGGCCGGUGAAAGUCAUCCGCCUGCUGGCGAGGGACACCGUGGAGGAGAUCAUGUACUCCCGAGCCGCGUCCAAGCUGCGCCUCACUGACACCGUUAUGGAGGACGGGCGCUUCUCGCUGCUGGACCGGGCUCAGGCGGCCGCCGCGGGACUCCAGCUCGGCGAGAUCCUGAAGUUCGGGGUGGAUAAGCUCCUGUCGUCGGAGGAGAGCUCCGUCACCGAGGUGAAGCUGGAGAAGAUCCUCGGCCCGUCCCGGGAUGGUCAGUGGGCGGAUGAAGACCUGAGAGGAGAAGAGGAGGAGGAGGAGGAGGAAGAGGAGGAAUCUGACGGGCAGAACCACAUGUACUACUUCGAGGGGAAAGACUACAGUAAAGAAAGCAGCCGGGACGACCAGCGGCGCUUCGAGCGUCUGCUGGAGGAGCAGCUGGCCGAGCUGCAGCGAGCAGCAGCAGCAGGACGAGCUCUGCGGAACAACGCCGGACGGGCGUCGCUGCCGCUGAGCCUCGGCCCCCCGGCGAGGAAGAGGAGGCCCCUCACGGAGGCGGAGCUUGAGCUCAGGAGCCAGAGACGCGAGGAGGCCGCCGCCAAGAGAGCCAAACUCCAGGAGGACGCGAAGAAAAAGCAACAGGAGCGGAAACACAAGAAAAAGCUGGCGUGGUGGGAGUCGUGCGGCUACGCGUCGCGGUGUCUGCCUCCGGCGGACAGUGAAGAAGAAGAAGAGGAGGAGGAGGAGGAGGACGACAGAAGUGUUUGCUCCACAGACUCCGACAGCACCGCCAUCCGCUACGUUCUGGGUGACGUCACUCAUCCUCACGCCGCUCAGGGAGACGCCAUCAUCGUCCACUGCGUCGACGACUCGGGCCGCUGGGGACGAGGGGGUUUGUUCACGGCUCUGGAGGCGAGAUCAGACGAGCCCAGGAAGAAGUACGAGUCGGCCGGCAAGAUGAAAGAUUUGGACAUUGGAAACGUGCUGCUCUUCCCCAUCGAUGACAAACAGUCCAGAUUAGACGGCCGGGAUCAACUGGCUUUGAUCGUCGCUCAGCGGAGGGACAAAGACAACAACUUGUCCGGGAUUCUCCUCAGCGCUCUGGACGACGGUCUGAAGAAGAUUUAUGCCGCGGCCAAAAGAAACAAAGCGAGCGUCCAUCUUCCUCGCAUCGGCCACGCCACCAGAGGCUUCAACUGGUACGGCACGGAGCGGCUCGUCAGGAAGCACCUGGCGUCCAGAGGCGUCGCCACGUUCAUAUACUACCACAACAGAGCGGCGAAGAACUCUGCUGCCCCCCAGACGACGUCCUCCCCGAAAGAGACGCAGGCAGAAAGCCCCCCCGGCCCCUCGGCUCCUCUCGGCGGCCCCCCCGAGCUCCCUGAUUUCAUGAGGGGGGUCCGUGUGUUCUUCUACAACCUCGCGGCGUCGGAGAGGAGGACGCUGGCGCGCCACCUCGUCACAUAUCCUUUCACCGGGGGUGAUAAUUGUUUUCAUCUUUCCAAUGGUCCUCGAAGGCAUCGUGUGCCGCAGAAGGAAGUUUGUGGCGUCAAAAGGUCCUUAGCCGCAGGUCACGUAUGAUGGAGACGAGGAGGAGGUCAUGAAUCCGGAGGUCACUCACGUCGUCGCGGAGGUGGAGAGCGCAAUCAAUCACAGGUGGGUU